Messenger RNA from Drosophila willistoni, 1490 nucleotides. RefSeq names its product general transcription factor IIH subunit 2 (gene Ssl1). Gene Ontology annotation, biological process: nucleotide-excision repair; DNA-templated transcription; regulation of transcription by RNA polymerase II. Gene Ontology annotation, molecular function: zinc ion binding. NCBI's taxonomy places the organism in Eukaryota, Metazoa, Arthropoda, Insecta, Diptera, Drosophilidae. Gene Ontology annotation, cellular component: transcription factor TFIIH holo complex; transcription factor TFIIH core complex. The record is from RefSeq and is a predicted model, not a curated record. The transcript has 2 exons. Bases 66 to 1430 code for a protein of 454 amino acids.
AUCGAUGGUUUUCCCAGCUCUACCGCUGCCGGUGUUUGUUUUAUUUAUAAAAGUUCAAUUUCGACAUGGAAGAAGAUGACCAAAAAGAAUACCGUUGGGAAACUGGCUAUGAGAAGACAUGGGAGGCCAUCAAGGAGGACGACGAUGGCAUGCUGGAUGGCGCCAUUGCUGACAUUAUACAAAAGGCGAAACGCCAAAGGCAGCUCGAGAAGACCAAACAAAAUCGCCUUGGUAUGAUGAGGCACGUUUUCCUAGUCAUAGAUUGCUCCGAGUCCAUGAGUGUCCCAGAUCUGAAGCCCACACGUUUGCGUUGCACUCUCAAGCUGCUGGAAAUCUUCAUUGAUGAGUUCUUCGAUCAGAAUCCCAUCAGCCAGCUGGGCAUUAUAGCCCUUAAGGCUAAGCGGGCGGAGAAAAUCACAGAACUGACUGGCACCUCGCGUGUUCAUCUUAAGGCUCUUGAGAGCCUAGCAAAUGUUGUGCUGACUAGCGAACCAUCACUACAGAAUGGCUUGGAUAUGGCUCUGAAGACGCUCAAAGUGGUGCCAUCGCAUGCUUCGCGAGAGAUUGUCAUCAUAAUGGGCUCCCUGACCACCUGUGACCCGGUGGACAUCAACUUAACCAUUAAUGAACUGAAAAAGGAGGGCAUACGCUGCUCCGUCAUAUCAUUGUCGGCGGAAAUCCAUGUGGCCCGCUAUCUGGCCAAAGAGACAAUGGGCUCAUAUGGCGCCGUACUGGAUGAUGCCCAUUUUCGGGAUCAAUUGCUCUCGCAAGUAGAUCCUCCACCCGCUGCCAAGACACAACACAAUUCCCUCAUUCGCAUGGGCUUUCCGCAUAGCACGAGCAACGAGGCGGAUGGCAAAGAUGCACCCCUGUCCAUGUGCAUGUGCCAUAUCGAGAAUGUGGACGAGCCCAGCGAGCUAAGCACAACGGGUCACUAUUGCCCGCAAUGCCAUAGCAAAUACUGUGAACUGCCAGUGGAAUGCCAAUCGUGCGAUCUCACAUUGGUAUCUGCUCCCCAUUUGGCGCGCUCCUAUCAUCAUAUAUUUCCGGUGCCAAAUUUCGAAGAGAUGCCCCACGAUCAGCUGCCAGGUCCAACGGAAUGCUUCUCCUGUGCCAAGCUUCUUGCUACGGUGGCCGACAAGACUGUAUACAAAUGCAUCCAUUGUGGGGAGGUCUUCUGCCUCGAUUGUGAUAUAUUCAUACACGAAACCCUGCAUGCCUGUGUCGGUUGUAAUAGCACCCAUGGGGUGGCUGGUCUGGUUUAUCAGGCCCAGCAGCAGCAGCAAGGCACCAGCAAAGAUGGCGAAACGCAGGCACAUCAACAGCAGCAGCAACAACAACAACAACAACAACAACAGCAGCAACAACAACAACAAAUGGAUGAAUCUGCAUCACCACCCACCACAAAGCGGCGUCAAUUUAACAUGUAACAUUACAAGAAAAACAAAAACAUUUCUUAAUAAAAAAAAAACACUCUUAAACUUGAAUCA